Molecule: messenger RNA, 1306 nt
Organism: Lindgomyces ingoldianus
Lineage: Eukaryota; Fungi; Ascomycota; Dothideomycetes; Pleosporales; Lindgomycetaceae
Exons: 1
Coding region: 259-1014 (251 amino acids)
Source: RefSeq, a predicted model, not a curated record
AUAAGACAAGCCGUCCCUCGCCGUUUGAUGCCAACAUCUCUCCAGUUACAGACCACCAAAUAACAGAAGUCAAAGAAGAAUAUUUCUUGACAUCGCUAUUACGACUUCGACUUUGAACAACAGCUGUACCAACCGAACACCCCUGCCCCGAGACCCUCCUUCUAUUGGCCACCUACCAGAAGCCUCGCUCUGGACCAGUCACCAACCUUAAGAGUCACAUCAGCCCAGGCAAUAAUAUUUCUGCCUUCGACAUAAAAAAUGCCUUCAACUUCGCACCUACGUUUACAAACAACCUUUGAGCCCAUCUCUGCUGAGACCACACGCUCCUACUUUGUCUCAUCACCACCGCAGAAGAAGCAGAAGAUGUCUCUCACACAGACCUACUACAUCGCAGCCUCUGCCCGCUCAAAGCUUGGUAAGGAGGCCUGCAGAGCCGAUCACGACCUCCGCCUCCUUGUUGGCCAUGCCAACCUCCUCGACUCAUUGAUGCUUGAGCUCGCCGACGCAGAGAAGAAGCAGGAGGAGUGGUUCAACAACACUGUCCGCAAGGCCUCCAAGGCCGAGGAACCCCGACACAUCCAAUGGGUAGACACAAUUGAGGAAGAACCCGAAGAGGAGGACGAAGAGUCAGAGUCAGAUUCAGAAUCAGACUUCUACGAUGAGGAUGGCGACUUCGACAUGGUUGCUCCUCCACGACAAAUGGUGCAAGCACCAGUUCAAAUCACGACCACUGAGGUUGAGGAGGAUGACGAUGAGGAUUUCUAUGAGGAUUUGGAAGAUGAUGCAGACCUCGCUCUUACUCGCGUGCCAUCACAGUCACCACCCGAGCUGGUACACGACGAAGACUCGGACGACGAAUCACCGCCAACAUCACCACCUCAACCCACCAUGGAGUUCUCGGAAAAGGAGGCUAUGCUCACCACAUCAUUUUACGACAAGUCCGAGCAGCCUUCCUUAUUCCAGGAAGACUACUUCAUGCCUGAACGGACCGCUCCGCUGAUAGCAACUUGCUAGGCCAACUUCGACCUGCCAAUUUGUCUUUUGCUAUAGCACUUUCAGCAAGCCAGUCUUUUUUAGCAUGGGGUUACGGAUCAUGAUAUCACACAAUUUUCUUUGGAGAGAAUUUGGCACGAAUGUUUGCAUUGGAAUCUACUGCGAUAAACAGUCGCGAUGAGCAAUUGUUACUCUACUCUGGAUGGAACGGAAGAUCAGGAUGUGAAUUCACAGGUUUGAGAUCUCCCGCUCAGCAUAGUGGUCGAGACUCCCAAGAUAGCUAGGAAAUCAAACAAAUGAUCAUUUCAUCAAA